UAUUUAAAAUUAGAUACUUUUAGACAUUUACUCAAGUAGUAUUUACUGGGUGAUUUUCACUUUUACUCAGAGUCAUAGAGUCAUUUUCUAUUAAGGUAUCUUUACUUUUACUUAAGUAUGACAGUAGAGUAUUUUUUCUACCACUACCAAUACUGGUCUGGUUUUGUCCCAAUUAAACUUAGGCCUUAAAACUGUUAUGCAACGCAUUUUAAAACAGAUGCAGUACUUUACGAAGCAUCUCCACCCAUUCUAACUGUACACUGGCGUCAGACAAAAACUCACAAACUGAACACACCCAUGCCAUAUCACUCACUGUUACUCAUUCACUCAAUGAGUUGGUGGUUUUGCAAUGGCAACGCAAUAUCAUACACAUCUUGAGACGUAGGCUAGUGAUAGGGUAAUAGCACUUAUAAUACACCCCACUCCCUUCACCCUUCUUUCCCUCCCUCCUCCUAUCUUGUUCUACACUUUCAUCCCACCUAUAAAAGUACCCUGAUCCCUCUCAUUGUCCUCAUUCCCUGCUUACCGAAUGCUUAGCCCGCUAACUCUUAAGUUAGCCAUGGGCAAAUUAAAAAGUGUUUGUGUCCUGCUGUGGAUAUGUGGGUACAGUGCCGUGACCACCACAGAAGAAGGCUAUGCAAGAUCAGCCAGAGAUGCUGCCAUUCUGACCUCCUGUGACUUUAACCAGGAAAGUGCACCCUAUUGUCAGCUCCAGCAGGAUGGCAACGACAACAGUGAUUGGACAAGACACCGAGGCCCCACCCCUACACCAGGAACAGGCCCCCCCGGGGAUUACCCUGACGGCAAUGGUUUCUACAUCUACCAUGAGUGUGACAAUGUGGCCAACGGGCAGAAAGCUCGUCUUCUCAGCCCGGCCCUCUCUUCCACCUCCACCCAGAUUUGUGUCCAGUUCCACUACUACAUGUACGGCUCAGACAACCAGAACCACCUGCAGGUGCUGGCCAAGAGGCCAACCUCGGAGGUCAAAGUCUGGGAGAAGACUGGGAUCCAGAGCCCCUCUUGGCUUGGAGCUGCUGUCACUGUGGCCAAACCAGCAGGACAGACCCUAAUUAUUGUGUUUGAGGCGCAGCGUGGAUUGUCUGCUUCUUGUGACUCGGCCCUGGAUAACAUUGUCAUUAGUGAGGGAGCUUGUCCAGCCUGUCUGACUGGUUGUGACUUCGACACCACUGAUGAUCUGUGCAGCUGGGAGGCACGUAAACCAUCAAAUCCUGACUUGUUUGGUUGGGAGCAGUGGCUUGGUCAAACUGACACAGACGGAUCUGGUCCUGACGAUGACUUCUCCAAACCAGGCUUCGGCCAAUAUCUGCUGAUGGACUCGUUGUCUCGUGUCGCUGGAGAGAAAGUAGAGCUGUGGAGCCCAUCCACGACCUCCUCCUCUGGCUGUCUGGACCUCACCUUCCAUUACUACAUGUACGGCACUGCCACCACCAUGAAGCUCAAUGUCCACGCAGUGACCAGCGGAGGAAGCCUUGGUUCCCCAAUCUUCUCCUUGACAGGGAACCAGGGCCAGGGUUGGAAGCCUGCAGAGAUACGCUACCUUGGCUCAGAUAACAUGCAGUUUGUGAUCGUUGGCUUCUACGGUGAGACCCCUGAGACAGACAUCGCUAUAGACGCUGUGUGCAUCACAGCCUGCACAGCUCCUUCACCAACUACACCAAAACCUCCAACACCGGGACCAACAACAUCAGCACCAUCAACAACUACUCCCAAACCCUCAACCCCCAAGCCUUCUACACCAAAACCACCAACCACAAAACCACCAGUGACGUGCCCUCCCAAUGCUGAGUACAUAGAGUGUGGCCCAGCCUGCAUCCCCAGCUGUAAGGAACCCUCCACCAACUGCACUGGCUCCUGUAUCAGUGCGUGUUUCUGUAAGCCAGGCUUUGUGUUCAAAGGCAGACGCUGUGUCCCCAUAGAAACAUGUGGCUGUCUGGAGGGAGGUGACUACUAUGAGCCAGGAGAGAUCAUCUUUGGUGACGGCUGCUCCAAGCUGUGUCGUUGUGCUGGAAACUACAUCCUGGACUGUGUGGACAACUCCUGCUCUCCCACGGAGGAGUGUCGCAACGGAGCCUGUUAUCCUAAAGACACCUCUACCUGUAUCGCAUCUGGUGACCCUCACUACACCACCUUCGACAAGAAGAAGUACAACUUCAUGGGGAACUGCAGCUACCUGAUGUCAGAGCCCUGUAACCACACGUCAGUGCCUCACUACGAGGUGCAUGCUGACAACGAGAACCGCUUCAACAAACCAACCAUCUCCUACCUGAAGGCUGUGCAUGUGUACGUGCGUGGGGUGAAGAUCUCCAUCUUGAAGGGAGGCACCGUGCAGUUGAAUGGUAUCAAUGUGAACAUCCCACUGAGCCCAGCUACAGGCGUGUCUGUUCUGAAGUCUGGUAAACACUACACUGUAGCCAUGGACUUUGGUGUGACCGUACGAUAUGAUGGAAACCACUACAUGGACAUCAAGGUCAUCAAGGACUAUAAGGACAAGCUGUGUGGACUGUGUGGAGACUACAACGGAAACUCCAACGAUGACUUCAGGAAACCCGACGGUUCUCUGACCACCAACCCCAAUGACUUUGGACACAGCUGGGUCACAGAUCCCAAUUGUAACAAGAAGCCCAACACCACCAUCCCAGGCUGUACUGAUGAUGAACUGGACAGGUAUGAGAGCUCUGGCUACUGCGGCAUGCUACUGGACAAGAACGGACCGUUCGCUGUCUGUCACCCCAAGGUCAACCCCAAUAGUUUCUUCAAGGACUGUCUGUUUGACCUGUGCGAGCUGGAUGGUGCUCAACCCAUCCUGUGUGAGUCCAUCGAGUCGUAUGUCAACGACUGUCAGGACCGAGGAGUCACCAUCGGAACCUGGAGGAACAGCACCUUCUGCCCUCUGACAUGCCCCCCCAACAGUCAGUACGUGCCCUGUGCCGCCCCUUGCCAGCCCACCUGUGCCUCCAGACCCUCCACAGGGUGUGAUGCUCCCUGUUCAGAGGGCUGUGUGUGUGACCCUGGUUACGUCCUCAGCGCCGAGAAGUGUGUCAAAGAGAACUCCUGUGGCUGCAAAGACACCAACGGACAGUACUACGAGCCUGGUGAGGAGUGGUACGUGGAGGACUGUAAGCUGAAAUGUUAUUGUAACGCUCCCUUCGUCACCUGCAAUCCUUCUGAUUGCCCUCCAAUGCACGAGUGUAAGGUCCAGGGAGGAGAGCUGGACUGCUACCCUACAACCCCAACUACAGUCAAACCAACUACUCCCAUACCAACUACACCUAAACCAACUACUCCCAAACCUACUACCACAAAACCACCAGUGACGUGCCCUCCCAAUGCUGAGUACAUAGAGUGUGGCCCAGCCUGCAUCCCCAGCUGUAAGGAACCCUCCACCAACUGCACUGGCUCCUGUAUCAGUGCGUGUUUCUGUAAGCCAGGCUUUGUGUUCAAAGGCAGACGCUGUGUCCCCAUAGAAACAUGUGGCUGUCUGGAGGGAGGUGACUACUAUGAGCCAGGAGAGAUCAUCUUUGGUGACGGCUGCUCCAAGCUGUGUCGUUGUGCUGGAAACUACAUCCUGGACUGUGUGGACAACUCCUGCUCUCCCACGGAGGAGUGUCGCAACGGAGCCUGUUAUCCUAAAGACACCUCUACCUGUAUCGCAUCUGGUGACCCUCACUACACCACCUUCGACAAGAAGAAGUACAACUUCAUGGGGAACUGCAGCUACCUGAUGUCAGAGCCCUGUAACCACACGUCAGUGCCUCACUACGAGGUGCAUGCUGACAACGAGAACCGCUUCAACAAACCAACCAUCUCCUACCUGAAGGCUGUGCAUGUGUACGUGCGUGGGGUGAAGAUCUCCAUCUUGAAGGGAGGCACCGUGCAGUUGAAUGGUAUCAAUGUGAACAUCCCACUGAGCCCAGCUACAGGCGUGUCUGUUCUGAAGUCUGGUAAACACUACACUGUAGCCAUGGACUUUGGUGUGACCGUACGAUAUGAUGGAAACCACUACAUGGACAUCAAGGUCAUCAAGGACUAUAAGGACAAGCUGUGUGGACUGUGUGGAGACUACAACGGAAACUCCAACGAUGACUUCAGGAAACCCGACGGUUCUCUGACCACCAACCCCAAUGACUUUGGACACAGCUGGGUCACAGAUCCCAAUUGUAACAAGAAGCCCAACACCACCAUCCCAGGCUGUACUGAUGAUGAACUGGACAGGUAUGAGAGCUCUGGCUACUGCGGCAUGCUACUGGACAAGAACGGACCGUUCGCUGUCUGUCACCCCAAGGUCAACCCCAAUAGUUUCUUCAAGGACUGUCUGUUUGACCUGUGCGAGCUGGAUGGUGCUCAACCCAUCCUGUGUGAGUCCAUCGAGUCGUAUGUCAACGACUGUCAGGACCGAGGAGUCACCAUCGGAACCUGGAGGAACAGCACCUUCUGCCCUCUGACAUGCCCCCCCAACAGUCAGUACGUGCCCUGUGCCGCCCCUUGCCAGCCCACCUGUGCCUCCAGACCCUCCACAGGGUGUGAUGCUCCCUGUUCAGAGGGCUGUGUGUGUGACCCUGGUUACGUCCUCAGCGCCGAGAAGUGUGUCAAAGAGAACUCCUGUGGCUGCAAAGACACCAACGGACAGUACUACGAGCCUGGUGAGGAGUGGUACGUGGAGGACUGUAAGCUGAAAUGUUAUUGUAACGCUCCCUUCGUCACCUGCAAUCCUUCUGAUUGCCCUCCAAUGCACGAGUGUAAGGUCCAGGGAGGAGAGCUGGACUGCUACCCUACAACCCCAACUACAGUCAAACCAACUACUCCCAUACCAACUACACCUAAACCAACUACUCCCAAACCUACUACCACAAAACCACCAGUGACGUGCCCUCCCAAUGCUGAGUACAUAGAGUGUGGCCCAGCCUGCAUCCCCAGCUGUAAGGAACCCUCCACCAACUGCACUGGCUCCUGUAUCAGUGCGUGUUUCUGUAAGCCAGGCUUUGUGUUCAAAGGCAGACGCUGUGUCCCCAUAGAAACAUGUGGCUGUCUGGAGGGAGGUGACUACUAUGAGCCAGGAGAGAUCAUCUUUGGUGACGGCUGCUCCAAGCUGUGUCGUUGUGCUGGAAACUACAUCCUGGACUGUGUGGACAACUCCUGCUCUCCCACGGAGGAGUGUCGCAACGGAGCCUGUUAUCCUAAAGACACCUCUACCUGUAUCGCAUCUGGUGACCCUCACUACACCACCUUCGACAAGAAAAAGUACAACUUCAUGGGGAACUGCAGCUACCUGAUGUCAGAGCCCUGUAACCACACGUCAGUGCCUCACUACGAGGUGCAUGCUGACAACGAGAACCGCUUCAACAAACCAACCAUCUCCUACCUGAAGGCUGUGCAUGUGUACGUGCGUGGGGUGAAGAUCUCCAUCUUGAAGGGAGGCACCGUGCAGUUGAAUGGUAUCAAUGUGAACAUCCCACUGACCCCAGCUACAGGCGUGUCUGUUUUGAAGUCUGGUAAACACUACACUGUAGCCAUGGACUUUGGUGUGACCGUACGAUAUGACGGAAACCACUACAUGGACAUCAAGGUCAUCAAGGACUAUAAGGACAAGCUGUGUGGACUGUGUGGAGACUACAACGGAAACUCCAACGAUGACUUCAGGAAACCCGACGGUUCUCUGACCACCAACCCCAAUGACUUUGGACACAGCUGGGUCACAGAUCCCAAUUGUAACAAGAAGCCUAACACCACCAUCCCAGGCUGUACUGAUGAUGAACUGGACAGGUAUGAGAGCUCUGGCUACUGCGGCAUGCUACUGGACAAGAACGGACCGUUCGCUGUCUGUCACCCCAAGGUCAACCCCAAUAGUUUCUUCAAGGACUGUCUGUUUGACCUGUGCGAGCUGGAUGGUGCUCAACCCAUCCUGUGUGAGUCCAUCGAGUCGUAUGUCAACGACUGUCAGGACCGAGGAGUCACCAUCGGAACCUGGAGGAACAGCACCUUCUGCCCUCUGACAUGCCCCCCCAACAGUCAGUACGUGCCCUGUGCCGCCCCUUGCCAGCGCACCUGUGCCUCCAGACCCUCCACAGGGUGUGAUGCUCCCUGUUCAGAGGGCUGUGUGUGUGACCCUGGUUACGUCCUCAGCGCCGGGAAGUGUGUCAAAGAGAACUCCUGUGGCUGCAAACACACCAACGGACAGUACUACGAGCCUGGUGAGGAGUGGUACGUGGAGGACUGUAAGCUGAAAUGUUAUUGUAACGCUCCCUUCGUCACCUGCAAUCCUUCUGAUUGUCCUCCAAUGCACGAGUGUAAGGUCCAGGGAGGAGAGCUGGACUGCUACCCUACAACCCCAACUACAGUCAAACCAACUACUCCCAUACCAACUACACCUAAACCAACUACUCCCAAACCUACUACCACAAAACCACCAGGUGAAAUUAACAGACAAUCAUCUGUUCUCAUUCUUACGAUCAGAAUCAGAAACGUGACAUGCCCUCCCAAUGCUGAGUACAUAGAGUGUGGCCCAGCCUGCAUCCCCAGCUGUAAGGAACCCUCCACCAACUGCACUGGCUCCUGUAUCAGUGCGUGUUUCUGUAAGCCAGGCUUUGUGUUCAAAGGCAGACGCUGUGUCCCCAUAGAAACAUGUGGCUGUCUGGAGGGAGGUGACUACUAUGAGCCAGGAGAGAUCAUCUUUGGUGACGGCUGCUCCAAGCUGUGUCGUUGUGCUGGAAACUACAUCCUGGACUGUGUGGACAACUCCUGCUCUCCCACGGAGGAGUGUCGCAACGGAGCCUGUUAUCCUAAAGACACCUCUACCUGUAUCGCAUCUGGUGACCCUCACUACACCACCUUCGACAAGAAGAAGUACAACUUCAUGGGGAACUGCAGCUACCUGAUGUCAGAGCCCUGUAACCACACGUCAGUGCCUCACUACGAGGUGCAUGCUGACAACGAGAACCGCUUCAACAAACCAACCAUCUCCUACCUGAAGGCUGUGCAUGUGUACGUGCGUGGGGUGAAGAUCUCCAUCUUGAAGGGAGGCACCGUGCAGUUGAAUGGUAUCAAUGUGAACAUCCCACUGACCCCAGCUACAGGCGUGUCUGUUCUGAAGUCUGGUAAACACUACACUGUAGCCAUGGACUUUGGUGUGACCGUACGAUAUGACGGAAACCACUACAUGGACAUCAAGGUCAUCAAGGACUAUAAGGACAAGCUGUGUGGACUGUGUGGAGACUACAACGGAAACUCCAACGAUGACUUCAGGAAACCCGACGGUUCUCUGACCACCAACCCCAAUGACUUUGGACACAGCUGGGUCACAGAUCCCAAUUGUAACAAGAAGCCCAACACCACCAUCCCAGGCUGUACUGAUGAUGAACUGGACAGGUAUGAGAGCUCUGGCCACUGCGGCAUGCUACUGGACAAGAACGGACCGUUCGCUGUCUGUCACCCCAAGGUCAACCCCAAUAGUUUCUUCAAGGACUGUCUGUUUGACCUGUGCGAGCUGGAUGGUGCUCAACCCAUCCUGUGUGAGUCCAUCGAGUCGUAUGUCAACGACUGUCAGGACCGAGGAGUCACCAUCGGAACCUGGAGGAACAGCACCUUCUGCCCUCUGACAUGCCCCCCCAACAGUCAGUACGUGCCCUGUGCCGCCCCUUGCCAGCCCACCUGUUCCUCCAGACCCUCCACAGGGUGUGAUGCUCCCUGUUCAGAGGGCUGUGUGUGUGACCCUGGUUACGUCCUCAGCGCCGGGAAGUGUGUCAAAGAGAACUCCUGUGGCUGCAAAGACGCCAACGGACAGUACUACGAGCCUGGUGAGGAGUGGUACGUGGAGGACUGUAAGCUGAAAUGUUAUUGUAACGCUCCCUUCGUCACCUGCAAUCCUUCUGAUUGUCCUCCAAUGCACGAGUGUAAGGUCCAGGGAGGAGAGCUGGACUGCUACCCUACAACCCCAACUACAGUCAAACCAACUACUCCCAUACCAACUACACCUAAACCAACUACUCCCAAACCUACUACCACAAAACCACCAGUGACGUGCCCUCCCAAUGCUGAGUACAUAGAGUGUGGCCCAGCCUGCAUCCCCAGCUGUAAGGAACCCUCCACCAACUGCACUGGCUCCUGUAUCAGUGCGUGUUUCUGUAAGCCAGGCUUUGUGUUCAAAGGCAGACGCUGUGUCCCCAUAGAAACAUGUGGCUGUCUGGAGGGAGGUGACUACUAUGAGCCAGGAGAGAUCAUCUUUGGUGACGGCUGCUCCAAGCUGUGUCGUUGUGCUGGAAACUACAUCCUGGACUGUGUGGACAACUCCUGCUCUCCCACGGAGGAGUGUCGCAACGGAGCCUGUUAUCCUAAAGACACCUCUACCUGUAUCGCAUCUGGUGACCCUCACUACACCACCUUCGACAAGAAGAAGUACAACUUCAUGGGGAACUGCAGCUACCUGAUGUCAGAGCCCUGUAACCACACGUCAGUGCCUCACUACGAGGUGCAUGCUGACAACGAGAACCGCUUCAACAAACCAACCAUCUCCUACCUGAAGGCUGUGCAUGUGUACGUGCGUGGGGUGAAGAUCUCCAUCUUGAAGGGAGGCACCGUGCAGUUGAAUGGUAUCAAUGUGAACAUCCCACUGAGCCCAGCUACAGGCGUGUCUGUUCUGAAGUCUGGUAAACACUACACUGUAGCCAUGGACUUUGGUGUGACCGUACGAUAUGAUGGAAACCACUACAUGGACAUCAAGGUCAUCAAGGACUAUAAGGACAAGCUGUGUGGACUGUGUGGAGACUACAACGGAAACUCCAACGAUGACUUCAGGAAACCCGACGGUUCUCUGACCACCAACCCCAAUGACUUUGGACACAGCUGGGUCACAGAUCCCAAUUGUAACAAGAAGCCCAACACCACCAUCCCAGGCUGUACUGAUGAUGAACUGGACAGGUAUGAGAGCUCUGGCUACUGCGGCAUGCUACUGGACAAGAACGGACCGUUUGCUGUCUGUCACCCCAAGGUCAACCCCAAUAGUUUCUUCAAGGACUGUCUGUUUGACCUGUGCGAGCUGAAUGGUGCUCAACCCAUCCUGUGUGAGUCCAUCGAGUCGUAUGUCAACGACUGUCAGGACCGAGGAGUCACCAUCGGAACCUGGAGGAACAGCACCUUCUGCCCUCUGACAUGCCCCCCCAACAGUCAGUACGUGCCCUGUGCCGCCCCUUGCCAGCCCACCUGUUCCUCCAGACCCUCCACAGGGUGUGAUGCUCCCUGUUCAGAGGGCUGUGUGUGUGACCCUGGUUACGUCCUCAGCGCCGGGAAGUGUGUCAAAGAGAACUCCUGUGGCUGCAAAGACACCAACGGACAGUACUACGAGCCUGGUGAGGAGUGGUACGUGGAGGACUGUAAGCUGAAAUGUUAUUGUAACGCUCCCUUCGUCACCUGCAAUCCUUCUGAUUGUCCUCCAAUGCACGAGUGUAAGGUCCAGGGAGGAGAGCUGGACUGCUACCCUACAACCCCAACUACAGUCAAACCAACUACUCCCAUACCAACUACACCUAAACCAACUACUCCCAAACCUACUACCACAAAACCACCAGUGACGUGCCCUCCCAAUGCUGAGUACAUAGAGUGUGGCCCAGCCUGCAUCCCCAGCUGUAAGGAACCCUCCACCAACUGCACUGGCUCCUGUAUCAGUGCGUGUUUCUGUAAGCCAGGCUUUGUGUUCAAAGGCAGACGCUGUGUCCCCAUAGAAACAUGUGGCUGUCUGGAGGGAGGUGACUACUAUGAGCCAGGAGAGAUCAUCUUUGGUGACGGCUGCUCCAAGCUGUGUCGUUGUGCUGGAAACUACAUCCUGGACUGUGUGGACAACUCCUGCUCUCCCACGGAGGAGUGUCGCAACGGAGCCUGUUAUCCUAAAGACACCUCUACCUGUAUCGCAUCUGGUGACCCUCACUACACCACCUUCGACAAGAAAAAGUACAACUUCAUGGGGAACUGCAGCUACCUGAUGUCAGAGCCCUGUAACCACACGUCAGUGCAUCACUACGAGGUGCAUGCUGACAACGAGAACCGCUUCAACAAACCAACCAUCUCCUACCUGAAGGCUGUGCAUGUGUACGUGCGUGGGGUGAAGAUCUCCAUCUUGAAGGGAGGCACCGUGCAGUUGAAUGGUAUCAAUGUGAACAUCCCACUGAGCCCAGCUACAGGCGUGUCUGUUCUGAAGUCUGGUAAACACUACACUGUAGCCAUGGACUUUGGUGUGACCGUACGAUAUGACGGAAACCACUACAUGGACAUCAAGGUCAUCAAGGACUAUAAGGACAAGCUGUGUGGACUGUGUGGAGACUACAACGGAAACUCCAACGAUGACUUCAGGAAACCCGACGGUUCUCUGACCACCAACCCCAAUGACUUUGGACACAGCUGGGUCACAGAUCCCAAUUGUAACAAGAAGCCCAACACCACCAUCCCAGGCUGUACUGAUGAUGAACUGGACAGGUAUGAGAGUUCUGGCUACUGCGGCAUGCUACUGGACAAGAACGGACCGUUCGCUGUCUGCCACCCCAAGGUCAACCCCAAUAGCUUCUUCAAGGACUGUCUGUUUGACCUGUGCGAGCUGGAUGGUGCUCAACCCAUCCUGUGUGAGUCCAUCGAGUCGUAUGUCAACGACUGUCAGGACCGAGGAGUCACCAUCGGAACCUGGAGGAACAGCACCUUCUGCCCUCUGACAUGCCCCCCCAACAGUCAGUACGUGCCCUGUGCCGCCCCUUGCCAGCCCACCUGUUCCUCCAGACCCUCCACAGGGUGUGAUGCUCCCUGUUCAGAGGGCUGUGUGUGUGACCCUGGUUACGUCCUCAGCGCCGGGAAGUGUGUCGAAGAGAACUCCUGUGGCUGCAAAGACACCAACGGACAGUACUACGAGCCUGGUGAGGAGUGGUACGUGGAGGACUGUAAGCUGAAAUGUUAUUGUAACGCUCCCUUCGUCACCUGCAAUCCUUCUGAUUGUCCUCCAAUGCACGAGUGUAAGGUCCAGGGAGGAGAGCUGGACUGCUACCCUACAACCCCAACUACAGUCAAACCAACUACUCCCAUACCAACUACACCUAAACCAACUACUCCCAAACCUACUACCACAAAACCACCAGUGACGUGCCCUCCCAAUGCUGAGUACAUAGAGUGUGGCCCAGCCUGCAUCCCCAGCUGUAAGGAACCCUCCACCAACUGCACUGGCUCCUGUAUCAGUGCGUGUUUCUGUAAGCCAGGCUUUGUGUUCAAAGGCAGACGCUGUGUCCCCAUAGAAACAUGUGGCUGUCUGGAGGGAGGUGACUACUAUGAGCCAGGAGAGAUCAUCUUUGGUGACGGCUGCUCCAAGCUGUGUCGUUGUGCUGGAAACUACAUCCUGGACUGUGUGGACAACUCCUGCUCUCCCACGGAGGAGUGUCGCAACGGAGCCUGUUAUCCUAAAGACACCUCUACCUGUAUCGCAUCUGGUGACCCUCACUACACCACCUUCGACAAGAAGAAGUACAACUUCAUGGGGAACUGCAGCUACCUGAUGUCAGAGCCCUGUAACCACACGUCAGUGCAUCACUACGAGGUGCAUGCUGACAACGAGAACCGCUUCAACAAACCAACCAUCUCCUACCUGAAGGCUGUGCAUGUGUACGUGCGUGGGGUGAAGAUCUCCAUCUUGAAGGGAGGCACCGUGCAGUUGAAUGGUAUCAAUGUGAACAUCCCACUGACCCCAGCUACAGGCGUGUCUGUUUUGAAGUCUGGUAAACACUACACUGUAGCCAUGGACUUUGGUGUGACCGUACGAUAUGACGGAAACCACUACAUGGACAUCAAGGUCAUCAAGGACUAUAAGGACAAGCUGUGUGGACUGUGUGGAGACUACAACGGAAACUCCAACGAUGACUUCAGGAAACCCGACGGUUCUCUGACCACCAACCCCAAUGACUUUGGACACAGCUGGGUCACAGAUCCCAAUUGUAACAAGAAGCCUAACACCACCAUCCCAGGCUGUACUGAUGAUGAACUGGACAGGUAUGAGAGCUCUGGCUACUGCGGCAUGCUACUGGACAAGAACGGACCGUUCGCUGUCUGUCACCCCAAGGUCAACCCCAAUAGUUUCUUCAAGGACUGUCUGUUUGACCUGUGCGAGCUGGAUGGUGCUCAACCCAUCCUGUGUGAGUCCAUCGAGUCGUAUGUCAACGACUGUCAGGACCGAGGAGUCACCAUCGGAACCUGGAGGAACAGCACCUUCUGCCCUCUGACAUGCCCCCCCAACAGUCAGUACGUGCCCUGUGCCGCCCCUUGCCAGCCCACCUGUUCCUCCAGACCCUCCACAGGGUGUGAUGCUCCCUGUUCAGAGGGCUGUGUGUGUGACCCUGGUUACGUCCUCAGCGCCGGGAAGUGUGUCAAAGAGAACUCCUGUGGCUGCAAACACACCAACGGACAGUACUACGAGCCUGGUGAGGAGUGGUACGUGGAGGACUGUAAGCUGAAAUGUUAUUGUAACGCUCCCUUCGUCACCUGCAAUCCUUCUGAUUGUCCUCCAAUGCACGAGUGUAAGGUCCAGGGAGGAGAGCUGGACUGCUACCCUACAACCCCAACUACAGUCAAACCAACUACUCCCAUACCAACUACACCUAAACCAACUACUCCCAAACCUACUACCACAAAACCACCAGGUGAAAUUAACAGACAAUCAUCUGUUCUCAUUCUUACGAUCAGAAUCAGAAACGUGACAUGCCCUCCCAAUGCUGAGUACAUAGAGUGUGGCCCAGCCUGCAUCCCCAGCUGUAAGGAACCCUCCACCAACUGCACUGGCUCCUGUAUCAGUGCGUGUUUCUGUAAGCCAGGCUUUGUGUUCAAAGGCAGACGCUGUGUCCCCAUAGAAACAUGUGGCUGUCUGGAGGGAGGUGACUACUAUGAGCCAGGAGAGAUCAUCUUUGGUGACGGCUGCUCCAAGCUGUGUCGUUGUGCUGGAAACUACAUCCUGGACUGUGUGGACAACUCCUGCUCUCCCACGGAGGAGUGUCGCAACGGAGCCUGUUAUCCUAAAGACACCUCUACCUGUAUCGCAUCUGGUGACCCUCACUACACCACCUUCGACAAGAAGAAGUACAACUUCAUGGGGAACUGCAGCUACCUGAUGUCAGAGCCCUGUAACCACACGUCAGUGCCUCACUACGAGGUGCAUGCUGACAACGAGAACCGCUUCAACAAACCAACCAUCUCCUACCUGAAGGCUGUGCAUGUGUACGUGCGUGGGGUGAAGAUCUCCAUCUUGAAGGGAGGCACCGUGCAGUUGAAUGGUAUCAAUGUGAACAUCCCACUGAGCCCAGCUACAGGCGUGUCUGUUCUGAAGUCUGGUAAACACUACACUGUAGCCAUGGACUUUGGUGUGACCGUACGAUAUGACGGAAACCACUACAUGGACAUCAAGGUCAUCAAGGACUAUAAGGACAAGCUGUGUGGACUGUGUGGAGACUACAACGGAAACUCCAACGAUGACUUCAGGAAACCCGACGGUUCUCUGACCACCAACCCCAAUGACUUUGGACACAGCUGGGUCACAGAUCCCAAUUGUAACAAGAAGCCCAACACCACCAUCCCAGGCUGUACUGAUGAUGAACUGGACAGGUAUGAGAGCUCUGGCCACUGCGGCAUGCUACUGGACAAGAACGGACCGUUCGCUGUCUGUCACCCCAAGGUCAACCCCAAUAGUUUCUUCAAGGACUGUCUGUUUGACCUGUGCGAGCUGGAUGGUGCUCAACCCAUCCUGUGUGAGUCCAUCGAGUCGUAUGUCAACGACUGUCAGGACCGAGGAGUCACCAUCGGAACCUGGAGGAACAGCACCUUCUGCCCUCUGACAUGCCCCCCCAACAGUCAGUACGUGCCCUGUGCCGCCCCUUGCCAGCCCACCUGUUCCUCCAGACCCUCCACAGGGUGUGAUGCUCCCUGUUCAGAGGGCUGUGUGUGUGACCCUGGUUACGUCCUCAGCGCCGGGAAGUGUGUCAAAGAGAACUCCUGUGGCUGCAAACACACCAACGGACAGUACUACGAGCCUGGUGAGGAGUGGUACGUGGAGGACUGUAAGCUGAAAUGUUAUUGUAACGCUCCCUUCGUCACCUGCAAUCCUUCUGAUUGUCCUCCAAUGCACGAGUGUAAGGUCCAGGGAGGAGAGCUGGACUGCUACCCUACAAGUUCCCAGGACUGUGUGAUCUCUGGAGACCCACACUACAAUACAUUUGAUGAUAGGUUCUACAGCUUCAUGGGGACCUGCACCUACACCCUGGCCAGGACCUGCAAGAACAACACAGGUCCGUGGUUCUCUGUGGAGGGUAAGAACGAGGAGCGUGGUCUGGCUGGAGUGUCCUACCUGAAAAAGCUCUACGUCACUGUCGAUGGAAUCACUGUCACACUAAUGAAGAGCAGGAAGACUCUGGUGAAUGGAAAGCGAGUGUCCCUCCCUCACUCCCCCUCUCCGCUCAUCUCUCUAUCGCUGGCGGGUCAGUACGUCACGCUGCAGACUCCGUUCGGCCUCAAGGUGCGCUGGGACGGAAACCACUACGCCCAGAUCUCAGUGCCCAGCUCCUACUCUGACCAGAUGUGUGGUCUGUGCGGCGACUACGACGGUAACCCUAACAACGACUUCACCAAGCCGGAUGGAUCCCAGGUCACCAGCUCCAAGGACUUUGGAAACAGCUGGAAGACCGAGGAAGAUGAGGAUGUCACAUGCAAACCCGACACCAACCCAGAUCCACACUGUGAUCCCUCACUGGAGGCAGAAGUUUCCAAACCUGAGAACUGUGGGAAAAUAACCGACACCAAAGGACCCUUCAGGGAGUGCAUAGCGUUGGUGGACCCUAGUCCUUUCUUCCAGAGCUGCGUGUAUGACAUGUGUCGCUUCGUGGGCCAACAGCAGAUGCUGUGUGACCAGCUCCAGGUGUAUACCGACGCCUGCCUGAGCGCAGGGAUCAAGGUCCACCCCUGGAGGGAGCCAGAUUUCUGCCCCCUGGCCUGUCCGCCCAACAGUUCUUACUCCAUGUGUGUGAGCUCCUGUCCAGAGACAUGUCUGGGUGUCAGCGGCCCCCCUGGCUGCUCCGAGGUGUGUGUGGAGGGGUGUGAGUGUGACCUUGGCUUUAUCCUCAGUGACGACAAGUGUGUUCCUGUUAAAGACUGUGGCUGUGUCAACUCCUCUGGAGAAUACCAUCCUGUGGGGGACACCUGGUACCUGGAGGGCUGUAAGGAGAAGUGUGUGUGUCUGGGUGGAGGGGUGCUACAGUGUCACAACACCACCUGUACCCCGGCAGAGAGCUGUGGCCUGCAGGACGGGGAGUUAGGAUGUUACCCACUGGAAACAGGUAUCUGCACUGUACAGGGCGACCCUCACUACACCUCUUUCGAUAAAAAGGUGCAUAACUUCAUGGGUUCCUGUUCCUACACUCUCACCAAGCCGUGCAAUGAGUCCUCCGGCUUGCCGUACUUCACUGUCGACACCCAGAACGAGCACCGAGGCAGCAACAAGAAGGUGUCGUACGUCCGAGCCGUCAUGGUCAAGGUCUACGGGAUGACCGUCAUCUUGGGAAAGGGACGCAAAAUACAGGUCAACGGUACCCUGGUGACCCCUCCCGUGACUCUGACCAAUGGGGUGAAGAUCUACUUGAGCGGGAAGUUUGUUGUGUUGGAGACGACCUUUGGCCUGCGGGUGAGGUUCGAUGGUAACCACCACGCUGACGUCACUCUGCCCUCCUUCUACAACGGACUGCUCUGUGGACUUUGUGGAAACUUCAAUGACCAACCUGGUGACGACAACAUCAAGCCAGAUGGUAAACCAGCCGUCAACACCAACGAACUGGGAGAGAGCUGGCAGGUCCCCGACGACCGCCCUGACUGUACCCACGGUGGAGGAGAGGAGGAGUGUGAUCCCAAGGUGGAGGCAGAGGCUGUGAAACCUGUCAGCUGUGGGAUGAUCAGUGACCCUAACGGUAUCUUCAAGCCGUGCCACGCGAUGGUUCCCCCCAACAUCUACCAGGAGAACUGUGUGUAUGACCAGUGUGCUACAGGAGGGGAGACGGUGGCUCUGUGCCAGGCUAUAGAGAGCUACGCUGACCUGUGUGCCUUGGCUGGAGCACCCAUCGCAUGGAGGAACAACACCUUCUGUCCUCUGAAGUGUCUCCCAGGUAGCCACUACGAGCCCUGUGGUAGCGCCUGUCCCUCCAGCUGUCAGAACCCUACUUUCAACUCCACCUGUAACCAGCCCUGUGUAGAGGGGUGUGUGUGUGACCUCGGACUGCUACUCAGCGGAGACAAGUGUGUCCCACCCAGCCAGUGUGGCUGCACCGACGAGGAUAACAACUAUAGACCGGUGGGAGACAGUUGGUUCACUGAGCUGGACUGUUCGGAGCGUUGUAGGUGUAACCCUGGCAACAACAUGACCUGUGAGCCGUGGCAGUGUAGCCCCGCCCAGGAAUGUAAGGUGUUGGAGGGAGAGCUGGGAUGUGUCUCAACAGGUUUGGGUGUGUGUCAUGUGUCUGGAGAUCCUCACUACUACACCUUUGACGCUGUCAUGCUCACCUUUAUGGGUACCUGUACCUACACCCUGGUAGAGGUGUGUAACUCCACCAAGGUAACUCCGUUCACCAUCGUGGCGAAGAAUGAGGAGCGCGGCCAACCAGAGGCGUCUUACGUGCAUUCUGUUACAGUCUACCUUCCCAACGCCAACGUCACGUUACAGAAGAGCCGCAGAGUUCUGUUGAACGGGCACAGGGUGCGCACUCCUCUGUCCAUCGAUGUGGCCGGGGCCAGGGUAUUGAGUAGUGGUGUCUACAUUCUACUGGACACUAACUUUGGACUGAAGGUGAAGUUUGAUGGAGUCCAUCACCUGGAGAUCACCGUCCCUGGAGAAUACUUCAACAAGGUGUGUGGUAUGUGUGGUAACUUCAACAUGAACAUGUCUGAUGACAACCUGAAACCAGAUGGAAAGCCGGCCAAGGACGUGAUAGAUCUGGGCAACAGCUGGAAGUCAGAGGGAGACUCAGACCCAGGAUGCUCGCCAGAUGAGCGUCCCAGCAUCCACCCCAACUGCACGACAGAAGAAGAGAACCAGUACGAGACCCUGUGCUCUUCUGUUGUCCUCGGAGACAAGUUCAAGCCCUGCCACUCUUUACUGUCCCCAGAGGCUUUCCUGGGGAACUGCGUGUAUGACAUGUGUGAAUACGACGGCAUGCAGGCCACACUGUGUGAUAACGUGGAAGCAUACGCCCAAGCCUGUCAGUCAGCCGGGGUCACCAUCAGCUGGAGGAACAACACAUUCUGUCCCCUGCCAUGCCCCCCCAAUAGCCACUACUCUGACUGUUCGGCCCCCUGCCCCCCCACCUGCUCUGACCUGUUCCCCACGCUCUGCCACCUGCCCUCCACCACCUGCGUCGAGGGGUGCCAGUGUAACGCAGGGUUUGUCCUCAGUGAUGUGCAGUGUGUUCCUCUGGCCAAGUGUGGCUGUGUGGACAGAGUGGGAGAGUACCAUGAUGUGGGUGACUCGUGGUUGACUGACCACUGUGAUGGCCAGUGUACCUGUAACCUGGGAGGCUCCAUUACCUGCUCAGAUGUUAAAUGUCCCGGCAAUUCUGUCUGCAUUCUGGACAAAUAUGGAGAACUCUACUGCAAACCUGAGAAGUUCGACAGGUGUAAUAUCCACGGUGACCCCCACUACCGUACGUUCGAUGGGCUCACCCACCACUUCCAGGGCCCCUACACCUACACCCUGACCCAGGGUCAUGACCUCCCCAACUCACUGGUCGAUCUGCAGGUGCGGGGGAAGAACGUCCGUCGUGGUGGCAGCAGGAAGUUCUCCUACCUGGAUGAGGUGUAUGUAGAUGUCUACGGAGUCAGCAUCCGCUUCCUGCAGAAGAAAGUAGUACUGGUGAACGGUGAACGUGUGGCUCCUCCUCUCAGUCCUAGAGGCGGCCUGACCAUCACGAGGAAUUCUAAGAACGUCCAGCUGGUCGCCGACUUCGGCAUGACCGUACGCUUCGACGGCAAGCAGCACGGAGAGGUGAUCCUACCCAGUACGUACAGGGACAGGGUGAGGGGUCUGUGCGGGAACUAUGACGGUGUCUCCAGGAAUGAGUACAUGAAACCAGAUGGAACCGUGACGCGGAACCUUGAAGAGUUCGGAAACAGCUGGAGGGUGACUGACAGGCAGGGGGCGGAGCUAGUGACAUCAGAACUCCCCAAGAUGGUGCACCUGCACAGACGUGAUGUGGAGACCGACCCAGAGACAGGCUUUGAGACAGCAGGAUGUACUGACGCUCAGCUGGCUGAUUUCAAUGGUAUUAAACAGUGUGGAGCCAUAUCAGACCCUACAGGACCCUUCGCUGCCUGCCAUGCACUACUACUGCCCAACAGCUUCCAGGAGGACUGUUUGUUUGACCUGUGUGCGGAUCAGGAAACCGCCUCCCUGCGUUGUGACAGUUAUGAGGUGUACGCCCUGGCCUGCCAAGAGGCUGGAGUCAAACUGGGCAACUGGAGACAACAGCUGGGCUGUGUCCUGAGCUGUGUAGCCAACAGUACCUACUCUGAGUGUAUGACCCCUUGCCCUGCCUCCUGCGCUGACCUGGCCGCGCCCUCCGAGUGUGACUUCACUGCCUGUGUUGAGGGGUGCCAGUGUUCCCCAGGAUUCACCAUGAGCGGAGGCAUCUGUGUUCCCUACAGCGAGUGUGGCUGCACCUACCUGGAUAGAUACUACCCUCUUAAAGAGAAGUUUGUGACAGAGGACUGUGCCCUGUCCUGUGAGAGUACGCCCUCGGGCGCCGUGUGCCAACCCAAGGGCUGUUCCGACACACACGUCUGUACUAUCUUCAACUUGACACGUGACUGCUACAAAAAGAGCCCGUGUCUGAAUGACCCCUGUCUGAACAACGGUGCAUGUUCUGCGAUUACAGUAGACUUAUUCAGCUGUCAGUGUCUAGAGGGUUUCGAGGGCAACCUGUGUGAGAUUGAGAAGACGGAUACCAGCGGAGGCCUGGAUAAGAACACGAUCAUAUUCAUCGCAGUCCUAGUGCCUCUGGGAAUUAUCAUCAUAGCACUGAUAUGUGUGUUAUGCUACAAAUGCUGUAGAAAGAACAAAGAAAAUAAGUAUUAUUGUGACAGCACAGAUUCAAGCACCCAGUACCACUUGCAUCUUAAGGACAGCAACGUCAAAUACGACAACUUCGGCAACCAUGAGAAGAACGCAAGCAACAAUGUGACUCCCAUGUAGCUGGAGAGAGAGAGAAAAGAGAACUCAAGAGUUUCAUGUUUACUGGCAGAUGAGGUCGGAGGUCACACACAAACACAAGCUAGACCCUAACAGUGGCAUGAUACUCAAUAAUAAUACAUGUCAUUUAGCAGAUGCGUGCAUACAACUAUAGAACUUUUCUUUUGCAAAUAGGUGGCCCCAGGAAUCAAACCCACUUUCCUGGCAUUGUAAGAGCCAUGCUCUACCAACUGGUCUACAGAGGACCACUCUGUAAAUCCAAUAAAAUGCUGACAAGUUUACUUUAAAAUGCAUUUUAAAAUGCACACAAAUUCAUAACAGUCCGUAACGUCAAUGUUAAAUAUCUGUCCCGAUAUUAUUUGUGGAAUUUGUGAAUAUUGUUAUUAUAUUACCUGCUUUUAUUAACGUAUUCAUGCUUUUGUUGUUGUAAUUUGAUAAUGUGUGAAAUAUUACAUGUCAGAAAAGAUCCAAGGAAAAGUGAAAUUAUAAAAUGCCUCAAGUGCCAGAUGUUGUUGAUUGAAUUAAAUUAUGUUGCUGCAAGCAUAAAAUAUUCUUAUUUUUUACAAACACACACACACACACACACACACGAACGGCAUGUAUACAAGCCCAAUCCCUCCAAUUGCCUUUAUUCAUUCAGCAAGUGCAACAUACUAGGAGUGACCAAAAACAAAACAAAUUACAGAGCCCCUUUGGGGUCAUGGUGGUGUCACGCCCUGACUGUAGAUGUCACGUUCCUGACCUGUUUCUGUUAGUUUUUGUAUGUGUUAGUUGGUCAGGACGUGAGUUUGGGUGGGCAGUCUAUGUUUUCUGUUUCUAUGUUUGUUUAAGGGUUGCCUGGUAUGGCUCUCAAUUAGAGGCAGGUGUUUGCCAACCCUUAAACAAACAUAGA
Messenger RNA from Salvelinus fontinalis (brook trout), 20138 nucleotides. Its product is annotated as IgGFc-binding protein-like. Lineage: Eukaryota; Metazoa; Chordata; Actinopteri; Salmoniformes; Salmonidae. The record is from RefSeq and is a predicted model, not a curated record. Bases 530 to 19249 code for a protein of 6239 amino acids. Gene Ontology annotation, molecular function: protein binding. Gene Ontology annotation, cellular component: membrane. The transcript has 122 exons.